Acanthopagrus latus (yellowfin seabream) is the source of this 902-nucleotide messenger RNA. It is a transcript of the gene anapc16, whose product is annotated as anaphase promoting complex subunit 16. Lineage: Eukaryota; Metazoa; Chordata; Actinopteri; Spariformes; Sparidae. The transcript has 3 exons. The coding region runs from base 1 to 327 and encodes 108 amino acids. Gene Ontology annotation, biological process: protein ubiquitination. Gene Ontology annotation, cellular component: kinetochore; anaphase-promoting complex; cytosol. The record is from RefSeq and is a predicted model, not a curated record.
AUGGCUGCGUCUUCUUCGUCCUCUUCUGCUGGAGGUGUAAGCGGCAGCUCGGUGACUGGCUCCGGGUUCAGUGCUUCCGAGCUCAUCCCUCCCAGGAAAGUCUUGUACACAUAUCCCAAAGGAGCAGGUGAAAUGAUGGAAGACGGCUCCGACAGAUUUUUGUGUGAGUCUGUAUUCAGCUACCAAGUUGCCUCCACACUCAAACAGGUCAAACACGAUCAACAAGUGUCACGAAUGGAGAAACUGGCGAGUUUGGUGGAGGAGCUGGAGGCAGACGAGUGGCGGUACAAACCAAUUGAACAGCUAUUGGGAUUCACGCCGUCUUAAAUAGACAUCCAGAUGCCUUUGCUUAAUAAAAUCAGCCAAAUGGAAGGAGAUGGUUUAUGUCAGUUCAUAAAUGAUAUUCCUUCUUCAUGGUUUUAUUCUAUAUCUAAUGUAUGAAAUAUUAUCUGGAGUUACUGAAUGUGAGAUGUGUUAUUUUAUCACUUUUUAUUAUGGUUUGAGCAUGGUUUGCCUUUUUAAGAACAACUUGUUAUAUUUCAUCCAGCAUACUAUAUCAGAACCCUCUCAACAAAAAUAUCUGUAUUAUAAGCUAAUGAAUAAACAUUUUGUAACAGAUUUUUGAACUGUAUUAGGUUAAUGAAGUUGUUUUUCCAGCCCAAUCUACGCUUAGCCUCAGCGUUAAGGGAAAUUAAUGUUUGGUAAUGAAUCCCUUGAAGUGAGGCAUUGUGUUUCUACAUGGCUGCACUGAAUACACUUGUUUUGCACUUCUGAAUCUUUAAAAAAGAAAAAAAGAAAAGCCCUGCUGCCUGCUCAGUCUCUCUCCCUCUCUCUUGCUCGCUCCAGCAACACUUGGAGCAAAACAAAGGGGGCUUGUAAAUAAAAGUCAUACUUGGACAUUC